CAUAUACUUACCAACCCAGGGCAGCUUAUUAUUGGAACUACACAUGCAUGAUCUAUUGUAAUUCUUGCUCGUCCUUUACUAAUUUCUUUUUUGAUUUUCUGCAGAGGAAUGCGAUGCUAAAAGCUAUGCCACUUGUGAAAGAACGAGUGAGAGCAUUAUUUCGGAAAGCCUUAUUCCCCAACAACAAGUGCCUUGCGGUGGCAGACUUGGGCUGUUCUUCAGGACCCAACUCUCUACUUGCCAUCUCCUGGAUCAUUGAAGCCAUAUCCGGAUUGUGCAGCCAAACGGGGCGUUCGCUGCCCGAGGUUCUUGUGUUCCUGAACGACCUUCCAGGGAAUGACUUCAACUCUGUCUUCUCAUCUCUUCCCAGUUUCUAUGAGAAUCAGAAGGAGAAGAACGGAGUUGAAAGUAACUGCUACAUAUCUGCGAUGCCGGGUUCUUUCCACGGCCGGCUAUUUCCGAGCAGAAGCUUGCAUUUCGUUCACUCUUCUUACAGUGUGCAUUGGCUUUCGCAGGUCCCAGAGCUCCCAGUACAGAACAAAGGGAGCAUUUACAUGGCAAGCACGAGCUCUCCCAGCAUCUUCGAGGCCUACCUGAAGCAGUUCCAAAAGGAUUUCAAGAACCUCCUGAGCUCCCGGGCACAGGAAAUCGUCCCUGGUGGCGAAAUUUUUCUAACUUUCAUGAGCAGAAGCAUUCCUGAUCCCACCAGCAAAGACUGCUGCCUCUUCUGGUGGUGGCUCUCCAGGUCCCUUGUUGAAAUGGCCGAAGAGGGAUUGGUUGAAGUUGCGGAUAUAGAUUCAUUCAACCUGCCGUUCUACACGCCCUACAAACAUGAAGUAAGAGAUGUGGUAGAGGAAGAAGGAUCCUUCACCAUCAAUCGCCUUGAAACCUUUGAAUUGAAUUGGGAUCCUUUCUACCAUGAAGAGGACGAGAACUGUGUGUUUGACAAGUUGAAGAGUGGGCGGAACGUGACUGACUGUAUAAGAUCGGUCACAGAACCGAUACUGAGAAGUCACUUUGGAGAAGGACUGCUGAUGGACGAUUUAUUCAAGAGGUAUGCGAGGCUUGUGGGUGAUCACCUAUCAGUGGAGAAGACAAAGUGCUUCAACAUAGCCGUUUCCAUGACAAGGAAAUGAAAUUGAUCUCCGCCUCGUCUACUUUGGCACCGAGAUAAGAAUAAAAGAGCAAACAUGAAAUAAGUAUUGAGUUUAGUACAUGUUGAUGCAAUAAUACUUUAGGGUUGUUUGAAGCAAUAAUAUAAUACGGCCAGUCGAGAUUAGUACUCUGUCAAGGUAUUUGCUGACCAUUA
Punica granatum (pomegranate) is the source of this 1309-nucleotide messenger RNA. The record is from RefSeq and is a predicted model, not a curated record. Lineage: Eukaryota; Viridiplantae; Streptophyta; Magnoliopsida; Myrtales; Lythraceae.